Messenger RNA from Papaver somniferum (opium poppy), 498 nucleotides. RefSeq names its product heavy metal-associated isoprenylated plant protein 3-like. The coding region runs from base 1 to 498 and encodes 165 amino acids. Lineage: Eukaryota; Viridiplantae; Streptophyta; Magnoliopsida; Ranunculales; Papaveraceae. Gene Ontology annotation, molecular function: metal ion binding. The record is from RefSeq and is a predicted model, not a curated record. The transcript has a single exon.
AUGUGUUGCCAAUGUAAUGGUUGUGUUAAGAAAGUUAUCAAAUCCAUUUUAAGUUUUGAAGGUGUUGGGAAAACUCAAAGAGAUAGCGCAACAAGCGAGAUAACUGUGAUAGGAAAUAGAGUUGAUCCAGUAAAACUAAGAGGAUAUAUUGCACUAAAAACUAAAAAGAAAGUUGAACUUAUUUCCCCUCUUCCUAAGAAACCAGAAAAGGAAACACCAAAGAAGAAGAAAGUUGUCAAAAGGCAGGCGCCUCAAAUGAUGAGUACUGUUAUUUUGAAGAUUAAUUUACAUUGUGCUGACUGUAUUAACAAAAUUGAGAACCUUAUGAUGACGAAAUUCGAAGGAGUUGAUCGUGAUUCGUUCCGCGUUGCUAAGGCCAAGAAUUUAGUAACGGUGAAAGGAACAAUGAAUGUUACAGAACUCACAACUUAUUUGAAACAAAAACUCAAAAGAGAUGUUCAUAUUUUUCCGGCUGAGGGAGGAGCUGCUAAAAUAUGA